GCUGUGCAGUCACACUCGUGUCUCUGCCUGGGUUUAUUUCAGUCGGGGGACGGAGAGAGGGAGAAAUUAGGAGGAAGGAAUAAAGGCGGAUACCACCGGCGCACAUUCCCACCACCACCACCACCUCUCAGUGGCUCUCUGAUGCAGUUUUGAGGAGGACACCCCCUCCCUCCCUGCACCUGUUCUGCCUCGUCUUCUCGCCGUCUCGCAGGAGUUGUCGAGCCGCCUGAGAGCGAGCGGAGCGCACGUCGCCUUUCAUUGUUAGACAGACGGCGUUCGGAGCAUGACUUCUGCGUUCAACAUGGAUUUCCACCCCCUGACGGAGAGUCGGCUAAUGGCUUCGAGCGAUUCACUCAACGGCAGCAAGAUGAAUGGGUCGCUGGAGCAUUUGGACCAGCCAGACCCUGACUCCAUCAAGAUGUUUGUGGGACAGAUUCCACGCUCCUGGUCAGAAACGGAACUUAAAGAGCUUUUUGAGCCCUAUGGAGCUGUGCAUCAGAUCAACAUCCUCCGCGAUCGUACACAGAAUCCCCCUCAAAGCAAAGGAUGCUGUUUUGUAACUUUUUAUACAAGAAAGGCUGCACUGGAGGCCCAGAAUGCAAUGCACAACAUAAAGACCUUAAGUGGGAUGCAUCAUCCUAUCCAGAUGAAACCUGCAGACAGUGAGAAAACAAGUGCGGUAGAAGACAGAAAACUCUUCAUCGGAAUGGUUUCAAAGAAAUACGGCGAGAAUGAGAUCAGAAUGAUGUUCUCGUCUUUCGGCCAGAUUGAAGAGUGCCGAAUUCUCCGGGGACCAGAUGGUCAGAGCAGAGGCUGUGCGUUUGUCACAUUUGCUACCAGGGCAAUGGCACAGAAUGCAAUCAAAACCAUGCAUCACUCUCAGACUAUGGAGGGCUGUUCCUCACCUUUGGUAGCGAAGUUUGCCGACACACAGAGAGAUAAGGAGCAGAGGCGCCUGCAACAGCAGCUAGUACAGCAGAUUCAGCAGCUCAACAAUGCCUCCACCUGGGGAAACCUGGCUGGCCUGGGGACCCUCACACCACAGUACCUGGCUACUGCACUGGAUGGGAAUGCAGAAGCCAGUUUGUUUAACAGAUACAACCUUGUAGGCUGUAAUACUGUAAACUUAUUGCUCCAGCAGGCCACAUCUACCAGUAAUCAAAGCAGCUUCAAUGGUAUGCAGAGACUAGGAGCAGGUGUGAAUCCCCUUCAGCUGCAGAACUUGGCCACAUUAGCUGCUGCAGCGGCUGCAGCUCAGAGCUCUGGCAGCCCGAAUUCCAACGCCCUGUCUGCAAGCGCUGGAGCCCUGGGAGCUCUGGGCGGUCAAGUUUGUUCAUCAGCCUCCAGCGCUGGUGCUGCUAUGAGCACCUUGGCAUCGCUGGGCACCCUGCAGGGUCUCACUGGGACCUCUAUGGGCCUCAAUAGCCUUAACGCUCUCACCGGUGGCGUCAGUGGUAUGGCGGCCAUGAACGGCGGCCUGGGAGCCUCCAUGGCUAACGGGUCAGCAGCCAGCUCCAUGGACGCUCUGACCCAGGCCUACUCAGGGAUGCAGCAGUACACAGCCUCCGCUCUGCCCUCCCUCUACAGCCAGUCCCUCCUGCAGCAGAGUAUCGCUGGCAACCAGAAGGAAGUAGGGCCAGAGGGCGCCAACCUGUUCAUCUACCACCUGCCCCAGGAGUUUGGGGACCAGGAUCUUCUGCAGAUGUUCAUGCCUUUUGGAAACGUGGUCUCUGCCAAAGUCUUCAUCGACAAACAGACCAAUCUGAGCAAGUGCUUUGGGUUCGUCAGCUAUGACAAUCCAGUGUCUGCGCAGGCUGCCAUCCAGGCCAUGAAUGGUUUCCAGAUUGGAAUGAAGAGGCUGAAGGUUCAGCUGAAGCGCUCCAAGAACGACAGCAAACCCUACUGAUCCUAGCCCCGGGGCCUUACCCCCUUCCCAGCUCUAAUGCUAGCACUGCUAGGAACAAAUCUCCAUGCCUGUUUGCUCAUCAUUAGCCUAGCAUGUCUUCAUGAUGUUGAAAGCCAAGCCAAACUCCUGGCCUCAUCAUCCCACCAUUGUCUGUGAUGUCUCUCUAAGCUCGCCUGACCAAUACCUGGCCACCCACUGACCCUUGACCUUAGCUCAACCUGAUUUUGUUUUUUGUUUUUCCUGCAUGAAUAUUUUUUGUUUUUUUCUCUGUAUCGAAAUGUGAUAGAUGGGAGAGAGGUCAAGCUAAUCAAUGUGAAAACUUACCUACGUUUAAUUCAUUUAAGAGAACUUUUUUGUGUUUGCGAAUGUUUAAAAAAAACAAACCUGUGGGAUUCCUUAUUUUAAUUUAGCUUUUUUUCUCUUUGUUUUUUUUUAAGUUGCUUUCGUUUUACCUCUCAGUAAACUUCACUUGAAAGUUGAAUACAGGGAUUGGCACACAGCUGUGCUAUUCGGUGCCAUUAGCAAUAUGUUGGUUUAAAAAAAACUUCAGACAACUUUCCAACACUUUUAAAAGUCUGACCAGUAAAACCCCUCUCAGUGCUCUGUGAUGAUCUCUACAUUUUGCGAGCAGUGUGAAGAUUUACACCAAGGCUAUUUAAAAAUUUAUUCUUUUCAUUUACAAAAAAAUAUCCAGUGUAUUUACCUUUUUUCUUUUGAACUAUCGAUGGCACAAUAACAGGUACAUUUGCUCUGUUUAGAGAAAUGACUACCUACAUGAGUCAACUUUUUUAGAACUGAUUCACAAAUAGACAAUCUGUGGUUUAAAUGCACACUUAGAUUACCUAUAUUUUAUACCAUUGAAUCUAUAGAAGUUUAACUAACAGGACCCAGGCAAAACGUUGGGUUUUUUGUAGAUUAUGUUGUAAUGUCAUCUGUGUCAGGGGGUUCUUCAGUGUAUUACAUUUAUAAAGAGGACUAAAUCAGUUGUAAAAUCAGCGUGACCAUUUAAGGGUCAUUUCUAGAAAAUUAAAAACACUGAGUCAAUGAUUCCUCUGCAUUACUUGUAAUUUCAACUUCUUGGGGGUGGGGGGGAAGUACUUUUUUUUUUUUUUAAAUAGUCACAUUUUUGAGUAUGUAGGCAAUUUUCUUUUUUCUGCAUUUAAAGAAAACUUAAAAAGAAGUGUUAUUCUCCAUGGUACGUCUGGUUGACUUUCUGUGAAUUUCUCAUUAAUAAUUUAAUUAAUGGAUGUUUCAUUUUGGUUUAGUUCGGAUGCCUCAUGUUGAAAGAUGAUUUACAAUGUCUGUUAAUCACACAGAUGCCAGACAUGUGUUUUUUUUCUUUGUUUUGUUGUUAAAGUGCCCAUGUGUCAAAACUCAGUGUUUUUGAUUUCACACAUUUCUCUCAUGUAAUAUCUCCUGGUUCUCCUAACACGCACACAUGCACACUGCGACACACAAAAACACUUUCUGUCAUUGCUAACGUGGGAGCCCCUGAAGGAAGAGAUCACCCGGACACAACAUGCGACCUGUGGGUCUCUGCACAUUUAUUUAGACACACACACACACUUGCUUUUAUUUUAGUUUUUUGCUGAUUAUUCUUUUUAUGUGACUUCCAGUGUAAUGUUUGAGUCGUACACCGCAGUAUGCACAGCACAUUAACCACUAAACCACUAAAUCGACCACAAAAGUGUUGGUUUACAAAUACAUUCCAUUUUUUUCAACACAAAGUUUACAAUUUUUUUUAUCGGGGUGGUAUUUUGUCUCUUGCACCACCAUUCUGGUAAAAUAACAACCACUUCAGCCCCUAAGGGAAGGGUUCCCUAAAACUGCGUACCUGAUGGCGCUUAAGAGUUGUCAACUCAGGGGUUUUUGUGUGUGUGUGGGUGAAACUAAGACACACAGGAUUUUACGACACAAUGCACAAUUGUCACGUUUGUCCUUGUUUCAGUUUGGAUUUUUUUUUUCUCUCAAAAUACAUAAAUGUUCCAAAAAAAGUAAUAGAAAGGUACCAAAUUUUAAACAGUGCUUGAGGAAAGUGUAGUUUUGUAAGGGAACGUUAAAGCACAAUUUGUGGGAGCUAAAUCACUUUUUGCAGAAUGUUGUGUGUGAUUAUAAUCCCAAAAAUGUCACGGUACCACUGAUUUCACUUUUGAAUAAUGGGCAUGUGCUUUUUACAGUGUUUUUUCUAUCCAAAUGCAAUACAAUAUUCAAAGUGCCAUAUAUACGUCUAUAGAAACUGCCUACACAUCCUUAUUAGGCCUUGGUUUAGAGAUUGCUGCAGUUUGCCGUUUUUUCUUGUCUAUUUAUGCCAGUGUCAUUAAAGCUCUUGUCACCUGCUCAUGUUCCCCCCUCGCCUCCCACUCCUCCCCCACUCUGUGUUGAGUUACUGGUUAAUGUGUAUUGUGAUGUACUUCAAUUUGAACAGUUGGUUUGAAAAACUUGUAGAUAAAACAAUAAACUUCCCUAUACAUUUGAAGGUCGAGUGUGAACACAUGUAUUUUGAGAAACUCAACGAUCAGACAUUUUCUUUUUGGGGGGGGUGGUCAUAGACGAUGACUUUGGGAUCCAUUUCUAACAUCUUAUAGUGAUUUAAAGUCGUGUAGAAAACGAAUGCAGGUCUUUAGGGACAUUCAGUGUAUGUUAAAGUGUUCCUGUGAAUGAAUAUAUAUAUUUAAAAAAGCACAAUGUACAGUCCACAGUGGUCCCGACAAGAACUUGACUCACUUCAGGGGCUUCCAUCACAAAUCCCGUUCGAGCUCUAACAAUCACUUAUUUCUUUUGUUUUCAUAUUCUCAAGUGCUACUUUUAUUUUCUUCUUUUGACUUUGUGGUAGCUUUGCAUCACUAGAUAUUGUCCUGAUCCAAAAGAAGAGAGAGAAAUAUCUUUUUCCUGUUAUUUUCUUGUCUGGUAAUCGGUAAGACUUUGUUCAUGUUCCACCAAUAAUUUAAUGGAUGUUUUUUCUUGUCUUGAUGAAAGCCAAAGUGGGUGCAUCUUGAUGUGAUCUGUAUCAUACACACAGUAGUUAUUCUUUUUUUCUGUUUGGUCAAUAUCAAUUUUUUGAAACUGGGGGGGGGAUUUGAAAAAGAUAAAAAAUAAAAGACCUACACAGGCUUUCCAAUUUCUACAACUGGUUGUUCAUAUGUAUUUUGUACCAGUGAAGCUUUUUAUAUUGGAAAUUAAAGGAUAAAAAAAUCUAUAUUGGGGAAAAAAAAGUAGUCUGGCCUAUCUAUGUGGCCUCGUCUUGACCAUAUCUCGAGUUCGGGCUCUUGGUGGCGUCAAGCAAUUUUUGUUUUGUUUUUUUGUCUCUAAAAAUAUAAAGAUGCCUGAUUUUUGGUUUGACUUGGAUCUCCACGUGUUCCUCACACUUCAUUGAUCAGUUUUUUCGGUGGUGGGGGGCUGGGAUCCAAUAAAUCGUGGUAAGUUUCCUGUUAGUAUUUGUGCUGUCCACAUAGUUUAAUGGUCAUCGGGAUUUCGACAACUUGUGUGGAUAAUUGUCUUAGUUGAAGAGUUAACUAUCUGUUUAGUUUGGAGCCUUGCUUUUUACCUGUGUAGAGAUUUGUUUUGUUUUUUCCCCAUAGAGGUGUGUAGCAGAAAGACUGUGUUCUUUUUUUGGUCAAUGUUUGUUCACGUGUGGUGUGUUUCUUUGCCUCUGUCUCCAAAUUAAACCAUUUCCCCUAA
Messenger RNA from Hippoglossus stenolepis (Pacific halibut), 5584 nucleotides. Its product is annotated as CUGBP Elav-like family member 2. Lineage: Eukaryota; Metazoa; Chordata; Actinopteri; Pleuronectiformes; Pleuronectidae. Gene Ontology annotation, molecular function: mRNA 3'-UTR binding. Bases 284 to 1906 code for a protein of 540 amino acids. Gene Ontology annotation, biological process: mRNA splice site recognition; regulation of alternative mRNA splicing, via spliceosome. The transcript is spliced from 15 exons. Gene Ontology annotation, cellular component: cytoplasm; nucleus; ribonucleoprotein complex. The record is from RefSeq and is a predicted model, not a curated record.